This is a messenger RNA of Closterium sp. Naga37s-1, 3555 nucleotides long. NCBI's taxonomy places the organism in Eukaryota, Viridiplantae, Streptophyta, Zygnematophyceae, Desmidiales, Closteriaceae. The record is from the annotation of a GenBank genome assembly.
AUGCACCCCCUCAACAGCACCGUGCCCCGCCAACGGUGCUGUAGACCCUCCGCCGUCUCAACUUCCCCUCCUUUUCCUCGGUUCCCUUCAAUCCCCCCUUCCCGCGUAUCCCUUAUCUCAUGGAGCACCGCAAGCCCAGCCUCCCCGCCUACCUAUGAGCAGGCGCGAUUUUCCCUCAGCGGAGCUUCCGUUCGGAGCGGCAGCGGAUUUUCCCGCGGCACCGUGGGAGCUGAGACCAGCGCCUGUUGCGGCAACAGCAGCCGCCAUCGCCGCUCCGCCAUUUUUUGCGUGUCGUCUUCCGCGCGCGCCCCAAAUCCGCUCUCCUUACCCGCACGUGGGGGAUUUCUAACCGCGGGGAAGAAUGUUGACACGAGGGGAAACUCCGCAUGUGCGCGGAGCAACCAGGGAACGCGGAAUGGGAUUUUGUCGCAAGGAGGCGUUGGGGUUGCAAACAGGCCUUUCCUCAAAGGGAUGGGGGUGGGGCCGGGGCUUCGGAGAACAGGAGUGGACGGAUUCGGGGGACGUAGAGGGGCGGGGAAAGUUGGUGCGCGAAGAAGAGUGGUGGUGCAAGCUGUGGGUCCCGAGAUAGGCUCGAAUGCGGCGUACGAUGUGAUUGGGUCGCUGGGGCUCGAUACACUCACGUUCCUGGUGGCCACCGUUAUUGUCAUCCCCGCAUUUAAGAGCCUCAAAAUAAGCCCGCUCUUUGAAAUGGGCCUCGAGCUCUCCCUCGAGCGACUCAGAGCACUCGCCAAGUUCGCAUUCGGCAUGGGCCUUCCCCAGGUUCUCCUCACUACGCUUGCCUUCACAGCGUUCGAGCUGCCAAUCGACAAUGCCAUUGGCACGCGCGCACUCGAAUUCCUCUUUGGGGCCAAAGCUGAUCUGGUGAAUAUCCGGUCACUAGAUGAGGCCAUUGUCAUCGGAGCUGCUCUUGCGCUCUCCUCCUCCGCCUUCGUGCUUCAGUUGUUGUCUGAAAAGGGUGAGCUCGCCACUCGCUACGGGUCGGCAACUCUCGGCAUCUUGCUGCUGCAGGACAUUGCAGUCGUCCCUCUGCUCGUCAUUCUCCCCAUCCUCGAAAACGGGGACUUCACCGACGAUUCCAUCUUCCCUCUGCUCGCUCUGGAAGGAGCCAAGGACUUCACGGACGAUUCCAUCUUCCCUCUGCUCGCUCUGGAGGGAGCCAAGUCGCUGCUGGGGCUGGGAGUGCUGCUCUACACGGGCCGAAUCGCUCUGCGACGGCUGUUUGAGUUCGUGGCUGAGUCGCGGAGCUCAGAGGCGUUCAUUGCGCUCUGCCUGCUCACAGUCACGGGAACAGCUCUCAUCACCAGCAAGCUCGGAUUCAGUGACUCGUUGGGAGCGUUCCUAGCAGGAGUACUACUGGCAGAGACCAACUACCGCACACAGCUGGGAGCGUUCCUGGCAGGAGCACUGCUGGCAGAAACGAAUUACCGCACACAGGUGGAGGCGGACAUCCGCCCCUUCAGAGGGCUGCUGCUGGGGCUCUUCUUCGUCACCACUGGCAGCUCCAUCGACCUCAACCUGCUGGCAUCGGAGUGGCCCAACAUCCUGGCUCUCCUCGUGGGCCUCAUAGGCAUCAAGGCAGCCAUCAUCACGGCUCUAGGGCCGCGUGUGGGGCUCACUCUCUCGGAGUCCGUUCGCACGGGGCUGCUGCUGUCCCAAGGGGGCGAGUUCGCCUUCGUUGUCUUCGCCCUUGCUAACCAAUUAGGCGUGCUCCCCUUGGAGCUGAACCGCCUGCUCACCAUCGUGGUGGUGCUAUCCAUGGCGCUCAGCACCCUCUCUUCCCCCUUCUCCCCUCCUUUCCUCCCUCCUCCCUUUCCUACCUCCCUCCCCUUCCCCCCACAACCAAUUCAGGCUGGGCGUGCUCCCCUUGGAGCUCAACCGUCUGCUUAUCAUCGUGGUGGUGCUCUCCAUACUAGGCGUGCUGCCAUUGGAGCUGAACCGGCUGCUCAUCAUCGUGGUGGCGUGCUGCCAUUGGAGCUGAACCGGCUGCUCAUCAUCGUGGUGGUGCUAUCCAUGGCGCUCACGCCCUUCCUGGACGCCCUGGGGCGCCGAGCAGCCGAGUACAUAGAGGACAACAUCGAAUCCAGGGACGCUGCCACUGUUGCUGCCGGGGGCGUGGGUGGUGGGGCGGCUGUUGGUAGACUGGGAGCAGGCGGCAAUGGGGCGAUGAGUGGAGCCGAUGGCGGCAUGGAAGGCGAAGCGGCAGGCGCAUCCCACUCUACACACUUCGCCGGUGCGGAGCCGAUAGUCAUUCUGGGGUUCAACCAGAUGGGGCAGGUGCUGGCCAACUUCCUCUCCACGCCGCUUGCAGCGGGGUCAGGGGGAGACGCUGCUGGUUGGAACUUCAUCUCCUUCGAUCUCAACCCCAAGCGCGUGCGGCUUGGCGCAUCGCUCGGUUUCCCCGUCCUGUAUGGCGACGGCAGCCGCCCGGCAGUGCUGGAAUCGGCCGGCAUUCGCCGCCCCAAGGCCUUCAUGGUCGUCUAUUCCAGCCGCACCCGAUCCGUGGCUUCAAUCGAGCGGCUCAAAGAGGCUUUUCCUGGGGUACCUCUGUAUGCACGGGCAGUGGACUCAAUGCAUCUGUCGGAGCUCAGGCGAGCAGGGGCCACUGACGUGGUGUUGGAGAGCGCUGAGACUGGUCUCCUCCUCGGCUCCAUGAUGCUACAGGGCAUGGGGGUGAUGCGAGAUGAUGUGACUGGUCUGCGUCUGGGCUCCAUGCUUCUACAGGACAUGGGGGUGAUGAGAGACGAUGUGGUGUUUGUGCGGCGCCUCAUGCGGGACGCCAUGGACCAGAGGGCUCUCUCUGCUUCCUCCUCCUCCCAAUCCUCCGACCUCAUCUCCUCCCGCCCUCUUCUCGACACUCUCAAGGAAACACUCGGUCGUAGAGCCAUUCGGCCCAUAGAACCCACAGCCUUUCUCAUGAAUAAACAAGACGAGCGUACUGCCGCUCCUUCAUCUGCAGCAUCCGCUGCUGCAUCUGCAGCUCUUUCUGCUGUCGAUGGGGACACGCGGCAGCAGGAGAAUCCUGCUAAAGUUGCCGCGUUUACCGCCACUCGUGCAUCUGCAGUGGCUGCUGCAGCUGCAGCUGCCGCUACAGUGGGCGUGCUUGUCGCGAGCAAAGCAGACGAAACAGCAGCAGCUCCAAAAGAAGAGGGCGAGGACACACAAGCAGGGAUCAAAGAAGCACCCGUAGCAAGGGGUUUCGGUGCAGAGAUCCCAUCCCUCGACUCCCCAUUGGGUAUCAACCCUGUAUUCGUACUGGCAGACGCCCAGGCUACUCCUGACGGCAUGCUUCAGUACUUCUCCGAGGGAGAGGACUUUGUUGACCGGAAUCUCAGCCUUGAUGCCAGUCAGCUGCCUGCUGCAAGCGCUGCAAUGCCGCCGUCAUUGGACUCACCAGUGGUGCUGGGAGAGGGGUUUGACUCGGAAGGAGGGCAAGCUGGGGCGGGUGAGAGGCUGGUUUACUUUUCAGAUGGGGAUGACUUUGUGGAUGUCAAGCUGGAGCUUCCCCAGUCCGGCGAUUUCCCUAGAGAAAAGUAA